Rhopalosiphum maidis (corn leaf aphid) is the source of this 1853-nucleotide messenger RNA. Its product is annotated as T-box transcription factor TBX10-like. Gene Ontology annotation, molecular function: DNA-binding transcription factor activity, RNA polymerase II-specific; RNA polymerase II cis-regulatory region sequence-specific DNA binding. Gene Ontology annotation, cellular component: nucleus. The record is from RefSeq and is a predicted model, not a curated record. The transcript is spliced from 9 exons. NCBI's taxonomy places the organism in Eukaryota, Metazoa, Arthropoda, Insecta, Hemiptera, Aphididae. The coding region runs from base 385 to 1707 and encodes 440 amino acids. Gene Ontology annotation, biological process: cell fate specification; regulation of transcription by RNA polymerase II; positive regulation of DNA-templated transcription.
CAGAGAAAUAGACCAGUAUUGGUGAAAGGUUCGCGAGAUUCGGUGUUGUUUUUUCGCCACCUUUAAAAAUCUGUCCUGGUUAAAUACCCUAUAGCCAUACGCGUGUUGACAGGGUGAUAUUCGUUUGUUUUACUUUGAGUUAUCUAUUUAAUUUUUUUUUUCGGCAAUAAAAAAAUCAUCGUCCGCAUUUCACGAUGGCAAAUGUACAAUAAUUGUCGUGUAAAUCAGUCACGGGCGUCUUACACUUUUGUAUAUACUUGUUUUCCUAUAGUGAUGAAUAUCAUUUUUUUAAAUAUUUUUCCCACCGAAUAAACGGUAAUCAACUUUUCAAAAAAGUGAAAAAACAUUGGUGUUGACAAAAUAAGUGUUUAAGGGGUGGUCAGCAUGCACCCGUUUUAUAACACGUAUGGCAAUGGUGGGAACGUUGAACACCUGUAUGAUGACAACUGGGUAGCUCCACCAUCCAAUACACCAAUGAAGGAUAUUGAAGCGUGUUUAGAAACUGUAUCGAGUACGAAUAUACAAGCAAUUAAAUCAACGUCUCAUCAAUCGUAUUUAUCACCUGACAGAAAAAGAUCGGAUGUAGUGGCCAAUAAUCAAGAACAUCCAAAACUUUCUGGAGUUGGUGCUGCAUUAGAAAUGAAACACUUAUGGGAAGAGUUUAAUGAGCUUGGUACAGAAAUGAUCGUCACCAAAGCUGGAAGAAGAAUGUUCCCUACAUUUCAAGUUCGAUUGUAUGGUUUGGAUCCAGCAGCAGAAUAUAUGCUUAUGAUGGACUUUGUUCCUGUAGAUGAUAAAAGAUAUAGAUACGCAUUUCACAGUUCAAGCUGGGUGGUUGCUGGUAAAUCGGAUCCCAUAUCACCUCCUAGAGUACAUAUUCAUCCAGAUUCUCCGGCGUCUGGAGGACAGUGGUUGAAACAAGUUGUGUCGUUUGAUAAACUUAAGUUGACCAACAAUCAAAUGGAUGACAAUGGACAUAUUAUUCUUAAUUCAAUGCAUCGAUAUCAACCCAGAUUCCAUGUACUCUACAUUCCAGGAAGAGACGAAGGCUCUUCAAAUUCUACAAACAAUUUUAAAACGUUUAUGUUUCCAGAGACUAAAUUUACAGCUGUCACUGCUUACCAAAAUCACAGGAUAACGCAGUUAAAAAUCGCUAGUAAUCCAUUCGCAAAAGGAUUCAGAGACUGCGAGACUGAAGAAUGUGGCCCUAUGUCUAUUGAUAGUGAACCACAAGCCGCCAAUAAUAAAUCGCAAUGCAAAAAAAAUGUCACUGGAAUCCAUAACAAUAAUAAUUGUGUUCAGUUCCCAAAUAAAGAAUCAACAGGAAGUUUGGGUAUGAUGGAGAACAUGUACAACAGCGACAGUUCGUCAUCGGCAUCGCCACCACACAUGCAUGCUACGACGCACAACCAACACCAAGUGCCUUUGAAUUCGACGGCAGUGGCUACUACCGCAAAUGUACCGGUCACGCCUUACUUGAGUCAAGUGUGCAAUUAUGGACCAAUAUUCGCUUCGUCUGCAUAUGCACAUCAUAAUUAUUCGCCGUUUCAUGGAUACGACAGAUUACAUCAAAAGAAUUCUAACACUGAGAUAACAACCGGAUACCAUAUGUCUUACCAGCAUCAUUACCACCAUAGACCUUCCACGUUUCAUGGAGCUCAAAAAACAUCCAAUACAUAUUUGCAAAAUGAUUAUGUGCCUAGGUAGAACGCGUCCUCAUCGAGAUAGUAACUAAUUAGUUUAAUACUAUCUUUAUUAAUGUAUAUUAUAUAUAAAUAAAUAUUUGUAAUUAUUAAGUUGCAUAAUAUAAAUGUAGAUAGAAUUAUUAUUAUUUAUAUUAUUCAUAAAUUAAA